AUGGUGCUGUCAGUGGGCACUGCAUUAAAGCUGGGUCCAGAAGCAUUCAAAUUUGAUGGUGGCGUAGAGGCAGUGGCAGUGCGGCAGAAUGAGAAGUAUUACAUCCUAAGACCAGAGGUGAUUGAGACCUACUGGUAUAUGUGGAGAUUCACACACGAUCCCAAGUACAGACAGUGGGGCUGGGAGGCAACGCAGGCAAUUGACAAGUAUUGCCGAGUCAGUGGUGGCUUUUCUGGUGUCAAGGAUGUCUAUUCCUCAUCUCCUACAUAUGAUGAUGUACAGCAGAGCUUUUUCCUUGCUGAAACUUUGAAGUAUUUGUAUCUGCUUUUCUCCAAUGAUGACCUUCUACCAUUAGACAACUGGGUUUUUAACACAGAAGCUCAUCCUCUGCCUGUUUUACAUUUAGCCAACACCACGCUGUCAGGAAAUCCUGCAUAUCGAUAAAAACAGCUCUAUGAAGAGGAAGAGAGACUGCUUUCAGCUCUGUUUUGUUUACAUGGACCACUUGAGACUUUAAGCAGGAGAGGAGAUAGACACUUGAUAAAACUAGACCUCUGAGUCAAGCAAGUACCGGCGUGAGAAACGAAGCUCUUCAACAUAUAGAUAAGUUAAAAGUUCUGUUUUAUACAUGACCAAAACAUGUUAGUGUGGUAUUUGCAGGACAGAGACUUUGUGCGCUUUGAACCCUAGCAAGACAUGGAAUCUACUGCUUAUAUUAAAUGCAGCAGCAUAAGGAAGAGGAGGCUUUCCCGUCCAGGGAGAGGAACUUGCUGCUGCUGCUGUUGGCUGUUGCAAGGAAGAAUACAUCGGUUGGGUUCAGAUCGGGUGGGUUCCAAAUACCUAGAUUUUAUUUUUCUUUUUUUUUUUGUGUUUGAUGAUGGCAUGAACAAAGCAACAACAAAAGCAACAUCACUGCACCAGCAGCAUCAGGAUUUGAAUUUUUUUCUGUACCUG
Messenger RNA from Pelecanus crispus (Dalmatian pelican), 954 nucleotides. The record is from RefSeq and is a predicted model, not a curated record. Lineage: Eukaryota; Metazoa; Chordata; Aves; Pelecaniformes; Pelecanidae.